ACCCUGCAAUCUAACGCCUGUUGUUUUCACCUCAGGCUUAACGCCUCGUUUCAAAAUGACUGAGGGAUGACGUGCGCUGAGGGCCGUUUGAAAAGCCAAACACAUGCUCAUAAAAUGUUAUUAUUCAUGUUUGUGUCCGAAGGUUUCUGUUCCGCAUGUGUUGUAAAUGAGAUGGUUCCUGAUGAUCCAAAUAUGGAGUAAUUAGAGUCAUUAACUCAGGAGUUGAAUUUGAAUGGACGGGGUCGGCGCUCUUCGGGGCGCCUCAUUAUGCAGGCGCAUUAAAAGAAAGCAGCGGGGGGCAAAUGGGUGGUUAAAGGUACGAACAAAAAAGAGGGGCAGGGACUGUGAGGAGGGCAAGGAUUGAAAUUCUAAGUGGUGAGAUGUCCCCAUUGUCAGUGGGGUAUAUAGCAGGCAGAGCAAACUCUCCGGAUGCAGAGCUGGCGACACGCAGAAGCUGCCUGUUAUUCAUCAGUGAAGAUCCAAAGGUCAGGAUUUAGAAAUCUCACAGAAAUGGCCUCCUCGCGCUGCAUUUGGAUUUCUCUGUUUCUUCUCUCGGCGUUGACAAGUGACACUGGAGUAUUUGGUCGCGCAGUGGACACGCUGGGAUUUGUGCCACAGUCGCCGAAAGCUGGAGAUGAAUCAUCUGGAGCAACUUUACGCACGGACGCGUCGAGGCGGUGGAGGCGGGGGGUCGAGGAGAAGCACCGGGAGCGGUGCGCGGAGCUGGCGGCGCCUUGGCUGGAAAACACACAACAAGCUCCAGGGGAUAACGCAACAGUGCUGCAACUCCGUGUGCGGCCCUUUUCCCCGGGGGCCUCCCUGGGCCUGGUGUUCCCAGGAAAACCUCUGUUCAGCUUCGUCCGCCGGGUUUACCACUGCUGUCAGGAGGGACUGAGCUGCAGAAGCGUCAAAGGGAUUCAAGGUCGCCUGAGAGGAGAAACCAAUGUGGAGUUUCUCCUCACCAGGGAGAUUUUGUCGUUGACAGUUACGAGAGCCGAGCUUCACCUUCAACUCUCCAACCCACAGCACCUGGAUCUCCAUCCUGUGCUUCCGUCCAUGGCAAAGCGCAGCCUCCCUACAAGGUACAGUGUGUGGUCUCGGGGCGACGUGGUGGAGCUGAGGGUGGAUCUGCUGUUCCUUUUCCAGAGUCUGCAGGAGGCGGCAGGUGGUGCUGGAGGGGGUCCCAGCUUGGUGAACAUGCGGCGGAUGGUGUUCUCUUCCAGGGGGGAUCCGCCAGCUCCUCACGCUCUGCAGGACACUGACGGAGAUGUGUGGGGGGAUGGGGUGGCCGGCGCGCUGCCUGCUCUGGAGCUGGGCUUGGUCCUGGGCUGCGGUCAGGCCGGAGCAGGUGUGUCCUGCGGAGGCGGCGGCGUUCACCUCACACACACACCUUUCAUGGCGCUCUACUACAGAUAGAUGAAGUCAAACUGAGACUGUGACUCUGCAUGGAAACAUUUUAUCUGCUGAAUUACUCUUUUCUAACAAAGGAAAUGAUGCACUUCAAUGUCAAAUCUAUUAAUUUAUAAAUGUUAUGUUUUGUAAAAUAUAUAUAUAAAUUUGUAAAUAGUGAAUAUGAUAUACUGUAAGUUUAUGGAGUCAUUCUUUGGUUAUUAAA
This is a messenger RNA of Seriola dumerili (greater amberjack), 1615 nucleotides long. RefSeq lists its product as uncharacterized. The record is from RefSeq and is a predicted model, not a curated record. The transcript has 3 exons. Lineage: Eukaryota; Metazoa; Chordata; Actinopteri; Carangiformes; Carangidae. The coding region runs from base 430 to 1416 and encodes 328 amino acids.